This is a messenger RNA of Colletotrichum tamarilloi, 1059 nucleotides long. RefSeq lists its product as uncharacterized. The transcript has 5 exons. Bases 1 to 1059 code for a protein of 352 amino acids. NCBI's taxonomy places the organism in Eukaryota, Fungi, Ascomycota, Sordariomycetes, Glomerellales, Glomerellaceae. The record is from RefSeq and is a predicted model, not a curated record.
AUGGACUCUCUGCCCCAAGAAAUAUUGGAUAACAUCCUCGGUCGCAUACCUGCGCGAGAGAGCAACAACUAUAAUGAAAAACUCCUGGAGCUCGAAAACUGGAUCUCAGGGCCCUCGGAUAUCGUCGAGAACAUGGCACACUGCGAUAUUGCCCACACGGAGAUCCUGAGAGAGUUGAUGCUAAUCCUGUCCGAAUGGCCAGACGACACGCGAUCCCCGACAUUGGCGAGGCACGGAAAGCUUAUCAUCCUACCCAACAAAUACGGUCCCUUCCAGCAGCUACCGCAGAUGUCCAAAGACGGAGAGAGCGAUCCUCUAUUCGUAGGCCUGCGCCGAGCAAUUGAUGGCUUUUCAGAAUUUGAGUACGGGAGCCAUCUCAGCUCUUCUUUCUUCUGGUCGCCACCCCCUAGUCUGGGCGAUGCAGUCCCGUAUUGGCAGAACAUGACCAAGCUCAAGGUUGAUUGCGACCAUGGUUUUGCCCAGCGGAGAGUGUGCCAGGCGCAAUCUGAGAAGGAGAUGCUGAGGAGCCGGCAGUAUAGCGUCAGCGGCGACGACAACGUAGCCGCCUGGACCGUCAACGAGAAGGUCAUGGUGCCAAUGCUCACAUCCAUUGCCAAGGCAGCGGGCCAGAUGAUCUCCCUCAAGGAACUCUGGUUCAAAGUCAUCUUGGCUAAGUACGAUACAUACCAGGGCUCCGAAUGGUUCCAUCGCUUCCACGUUGAUUAUCUCGCUCCUGGGGUGAUGCCAGACGUGGACGACGAAAGGUUCCCGCGGUGCAAAUGCUAUUCUAAGGACUGGAUACCGGAGUUUAGGGCACUCCAGGCCGGCGACUUAGAGAAGGCUCGUUUGCUACUUAGAAUCAAAACUGAGAAUCAGAAGCGUGAAGGGACAAAGAACUCCUGUCCGGACAGCCCAAGAUGGCCUUUGAAUAUGGAUCAGUGGCAGCCGAAUGAAGAAUUGCUCGACUUGUUGAGGCAAGCAGGGAGAAAGGCUCAUUCAAAGGAUGCGGUCAUCGUUCGACACGUACACCAUCACAGACAGGACUAUAUCAUGGAAUAG